This is a messenger RNA of Fomitiporia mediterranea MF3/22, 1456 nucleotides long. Its product is annotated as DNA ligase/mRNA capping enzyme. Bases 101 to 1456 code for a protein of 451 amino acids. The record is from RefSeq and is a predicted model, not a curated record. The transcript is spliced from 11 exons. Gene Ontology annotation, biological process: DNA recombination; DNA repair. Gene Ontology annotation, molecular function: DNA ligase (ATP) activity; zinc ion binding; ATP binding. NCBI's taxonomy places the organism in Eukaryota, Fungi, Basidiomycota, Agaricomycetes, Hymenochaetales, Hymenochaetaceae.
GACGUGGCUAUAAAAGCUCGUGAACAGCAGCAGCAAUUUCAGCAAACAGCUGUCUACUACCCGCCAGCCCUUCAAUACUUUCAUCGCUGCGCAAAUAACUAUGUCUGACAAAGACGAACUUGCUGAGAUCGACGGUGUCAAGCCUAAGAAAUACCUCAAGGAUGGGGAGGAAUGUGAGGCUAAGUCGCAUACGAGUAAUUCUGUGUACAAGAUCAAGCGAACUUGGGAUCAUUAUUACUGUACUUGCCCUGCAUGGCGAAAUCAAUCUCGAGCACCUGUGAAUGCACGUUCGUGUAAACACCUGCGCUCGGUCCUCGGAGAUGCGUAUGAGGAUGCGCGUAUUUGCUAUAUGGAUCCUGACGGCGCUGCUGCCACAAAUGCGAAGAAUAAGAACAAGAGUAAGAGUAAGAGCGCUGGGAAGAGGAGGAAGAGGGAUGACGGCGACGACGACGACGAUGUCAGCAAGAGUCCGAAGAAGAAGUCGAGAGGAGGAAGUAAACCUGUAUCUAAAGGCAAGUCGAAGGACAGACAGGAUGAAGAAGAUGACGAGGGAGAGGAUGGGAGUGAUGAGAGCAGCAAUGGCAGGGCUGUGGUUGAAGUCCUCCUCGCAGUAAAAUGGGACCUCGAGAAAGGAGUCGAUCCUACUGGUUGGUGGGUUUCUGAGAAACUUGAUGGUGUUCGUGUUUAUUGGGACGGGAAGCGAAUGCUAAGUCGACUUGGGAAUCCGUUCACGCCUCCGAAGUGGUUCAUCGAAAAGUUACCCAAGGAUGCAACCUUGGACGGAGAACUCUUCGGAGGACGCGGUCAAUUCCAAAGCACCGUCUCCAUCGUAAAGACAUCCAACUCUCCACGCUGGAAUGACAUCACCUUUCAAGUAUUCGACGUCCCCUCCAUGGGAGAAGAACCGUUCGAGGACCGUCUCGAUUGGCUGAAGUCGAAUUUCACCAAACUUUCUGGAGAAAGGAGACAUGGACAUAUUAAUGUUGUUGAACAUGUGAAAGCGAAGAAUCGGGAACAUGUGUUGGAGUUGUUGAAGGAAGUGGAGAAGGAUGGAGGGGAGGGACUUAUGCUUAGGGAACCUGGGUCUCAAUAUGUAGGGAGCAGGUCUUCGACGUUGCAGAAAGUCAAGACGUUCCAUGACGCCGAAGCCAAGGUCACAGGCUACGUUCCUGGCAAGGGGAAGCACCAAGGUGUAAUGGGUGCAUUGAAAUGUGUCAUGGCUUCAGGGAAGACAUUCAACGUCGGAACAGGCUUCAGUGACAAGCAACGAGCGAAACCACCCAAGAUCUGUUCAAUCAUCACGUAUCGAUUCCAGGAGCUCACUCUCGAUGGAGUGCCGAGGUUUCCGAGUUUCAUCGGUGAGGCACUGGAUAAAGAUAAACCUACUGAUGCGGUUAUACCUUAUGCUAAGAAGGCGGAUGUGAGGGGAAAUAAUGAGGAUGGUGUUGAGGCAUGA